CGAGCAACGCCCGCGGCGCCUGCUCGCGGCUCUAAGGGGAAGGGGAGGAGGAAACGCGGGUGGGGACGGGACGAGACGGGACAAGCCCUGCUGACGGUGGCUGCACCCGGGCGAGCGGAGGCGAGGAGGGCUGGCGAGCACGGCUCGGCACGAUAUAAUGUCUGCUCCAAGUGGCAAUCCUGUCCCAUCUGCACCACCUUCUUAUGAGGAAGCCGUAGGAAUCAAUGUGAACUAUCCUCAUCCCUAUCCCGUCCCUGGCCCUGGACAGAAGCCAGAUGGGAAGGGAAUGAACCUUCCCCCAAACAUGGGACAAACUCCACCAGCAAAUAACCCCGUUACUGUUCAGACGGUGUAUGUGCAGCAGCCAGUAGUGUUUUAUGACCGCCCAGUUCAGAUGUGCUGCCCUUCCUGUAACCAGAUGAUAGUGACACGUCUCUCGUACGACUCAGGAGCUUUGACCUGGCUGUCAUGUGGUGGCCUCUGCCUGCUGGGGUGUAUAGCAGGCUGCUGCUUAAUUCCCUUCUGCAUUGAUGCCCUAAAGGAUGUGGAUCACACCUGUCCGAAAUGCAACGCUCUUGUUGGCUCUUACAAACGUUUAUAGGCAGUGUUUAAAUAUUGAUGGAGUUGUUCAGCACCUCUACAAGUCCUCUCUGAAGCUUCAUGGAGACUUCCCAUUUUUUCUGCGCAUUCUAUCACUGGAAACCAAUAAAAAGUAAUGUUUAUUGUUAGAUGGUUUGGAUACACAUUUGCUUGAGAGGAGUCUCACUUAGGUCUGUGAAAAGCAUACCUAAUCUGUAUGGGCCACUCAGUCCAGCACCAGUGGAGAGCAAUGGAGUGUUUUCCUUUUUGCUUAAUACAGAACAGGUUGGUAAUACUCUUCAGUUAAUCUUGUCUCAGGCAUGUUACAUAUUAUGCUUGCAUUGAGACUGUAAAGUCUCAGCACAGAACAAGAGGAGGACAUGUAUGGAGAACUAUUUAGGCUCAUGCUUUGGCAGCAGCACUGUUUACAAGCUUGCAGGGAGUUGCCUCAGAGACAGAAAUCUUUUGUUGUCAUCUCUUCAUGAGCACUAGAAUUAAUUUAAAAACUUUUGUAGUUUGAAGAGAACCAAACCUGAAGGCUUCUUCCUUCUUGGAGGUAGCUUUUCCAAAGGGACAGUUCAGGUGGUUGUGCAGAAAUGGUGAAUGAAUCUAGUAUCUGAGUUUUCUUGCCAGUUUCAAGUCUAAUCAUGUCUCUAACCUGAAGUAAAGACGUUCAUAUAGAAGAUAUUUGUUCAGUGUUUUUUGUUAGGCUGGAGGCUUUCUUACUGCUGAUUGAAAGUCUGUGAAGUGUUUUCUUCACGCCAGUGGAAAUGCCCAGAGAGGCUUGGUUAGAAAACUUCCUUGUACAUUUACGUAAGUCAGCUGAUGGAUCAUAAACAAACUUCAGCCUUAUCUUAAGGCUCGAAUUCCACCUGAAACACAUAAAUAAAACACCCCGGCUUUUAGUUGGUGAUCUGCUCAUUAAUUAUUGUUUCUUUAUUAAGAAGGUAAAAUGUGUGUUAAGGAGUUUCUCUGAUUUUUCUAAAUUCAAUGAAAGAUGAGUUCUGCUUUUAGAAACUUAAGCUGGUUAUGCUUAUUUAAUACGAUAAUCACAAAAAAUUAGGGAAAUGAGGCUCUGAAGGUUAAAGUCAUUUCUGUGCCGUAAGAAAUGGAUCAAUUACCAUAAGCAAUUGGAUCAAACAGCAUUUUGAUGCAUCUCACAGAAUCCGAACCACAAAGUCAUCUGGGUUAGAAAACGCAUUUGAGAUCAUCAUGUCCAGCCUGUGUCGUAGAUGCCACCUUAUUAACUAGACCAUGGUGCUGAAUAUCACACCCGAUCUUUUCUUAAACACCUCCAGGGAGAGUGACACCAUCUCCCUGGGCAGCCCAUUCCAACAUCGGAUCACCCUUUCUGGAAAAAUCUUCCUGGUAAUGUUCAACCUAAAUGAUGCCUGUCCAGAAAAGGAAGACAGGUGUUAAAACAAGACUGUGUUGGUAACACUGUAUUAAUAUCUGUAAAAGUAAAAAGCUAAAAUAAAUACAAAUAAAAAAUAUUGCAUUUACUGUUCUUGCCAAAUGUGCCUUCUGUAUAUAUUUGGUAUAAGUUAGUUUUUCAAAAGUCUUUCAAUACUUUAUGUUUGAAAUCCAGUUAUUUUGUAGAUCAUGUACAAUCUGCAGGCUUUGUCUUAAUUAGGUUUUGUAAACUGAUGCUGCUUGUGAGCCAGUCUGCAAGUGAUUUAAGAGCUUCCUUGUGUAUUUGGAAAAGCUUUCUGGUCUCCUCAUGUUGUAAGAAUGUAUAUCAGCAGCUACUCACUGGCAAGAGGAUGAUGGAGAUAAAAAGCUGGUAGUUUUGUCUACUGGUGCACCACCAUAGUGCUCUCCUGUGUUCUUGAAGGGCUUGGGUGAUGCUGCAUUGAAUUUUCUGUUCUGGUUACACGAGCAAGUCCUUUGCCUUACUGGGUGUCACAGAAAAUGUGCUUCUUGUCAGUUUAUUGUAGAGCGAGACAAAAAGAAGCAAUGAAGCUCGCAGUGUUUCCAAACUUGGGAUUUGCUUGCAUGGUGGGAAGGAUUUUUCAUUCUCUUAGUACCUUGUUGGUCUGGUCUGGAUAAUACUGCCAUAUAUUAAUUUGAUAAGUCUUCCAAUUGUUAUUACCUUAGCUCCCCUUUUCUCUCAAAGUGAUGGCUGGAAAAUCUGAGGUGGUGGCACCAGAAUGCAAAACACAGGAAAAAAUUUGUUUUGAUUUAUGUGGACAGUCCAUUGAUUCUCUUUAAGUUCCUUGUGUGGGUUGAGAAUAGGACACACAAUGUUGGCAGCUCAUCCAUCUAAUUCAGCCUUCUGCAAGGCUUUCUGCUGCUCCUUCUAUAGUUGUGUUUCCUUAAACGCAAAGUCUCCGUUUGUUCUCUUGUGUAUGGAAUAAUCUACAGACUGUGCCAAAGUAACCUGCUUUGUUAAACCUACCUUGGACAAACAAAUGCAGGAUAUAACUUGCUUUGUGUGAAAGCGCUUUGUGUUUGAUUAUGUUGAAGUUACUGUUUGUUUUUAAAACUGACUCUGUUUAAAAUAAAAACUUUGUCUUUCCUA
Taeniopygia guttata (zebra finch) is the source of this 3100-nucleotide messenger RNA. It is a transcript of the gene LITAF, whose product is annotated as lipopolysaccharide induced TNF factor. NCBI's taxonomy places the organism in Eukaryota, Metazoa, Chordata, Aves, Passeriformes, Estrildidae. Gene Ontology annotation, molecular function: zinc ion binding. Gene Ontology annotation, cellular component: cytoplasmic side of late endosome membrane; nucleus; cytoplasmic side of lysosomal membrane. Gene Ontology annotation, biological process: regulation of cytokine production. The record is from RefSeq and is a predicted model, not a curated record.